Gopherus flavomarginatus (Mexican gopher tortoise) is the source of this 3678-nucleotide messenger RNA. Its product is annotated as zinc finger protein OZF-like. Gene Ontology annotation, biological process: negative regulation of transcription by RNA polymerase II. Gene Ontology annotation, molecular function: RNA polymerase II cis-regulatory region sequence-specific DNA binding; DNA-binding transcription repressor activity, RNA polymerase II-specific. NCBI's taxonomy places the organism in Eukaryota, Metazoa, Chordata, Testudines, Testudinidae. The transcript has 6 exons. The coding region runs from base 474 to 2000 and encodes 508 amino acids. The record is from RefSeq and is a predicted model, not a curated record. Gene Ontology annotation, cellular component: transcription regulator complex; PcG protein complex.
CCCGGCUGGGAGAGGGGGUGGGGCCGGGGCACAGCAUGAGCGGUGCGGAGAGGGUCAGUUUGGCCCCGGGGACCUCCCUUCCCUGGGAUAGAAAAAGCGGAAGCGCCCCCGGGGCAGGCUGGGAGAUGUAGUUCCUGACUCUCCCUGGACCGGAAGUGACGCUGGGUGGGCGAGAAGAAACCGAGUUGCAAACGCGCGUUGGCCGCUCCGGCUCUGCCUGGCUCGCGCGGGGCCGUUGGAGCCUCUCCCGGGGCCGGAGAAGGGUGUGUGACUGAGAUCAGGGCUCCUAUCGUACUGAGCGUGGCCCUGUUCUGCCAGGCGCUGCGGAGACCCCAACUGCGAUCUGGGCCUAGUUCUGCCAGGCACUGAAGAGACCCCAGGAUCCGGUGACUUUCGAGGAGGUGGCUGUGUAUUUCACUAGGGAGGAAUGGGCUCUUCUGGACCCUGUUCAGAGAGCCCUCUACAGGGAAGUCAUGCAGGAGAACUAUGAGACGGUGACCUCGCUGGUAGGGUUUCCAGUUUCCAAACCUGAUAUGAUCUCCCAGGUGGAACGAGGGGAAGAGCCGUGGGUCCCAGACCUCCAGGGCUCUGAGAAAGAAGUGCUUCCAAGAGCUGCUUGCACAGGUAGUGACCUGUGUCUGGAUUCUCUCUGUCUCCCAUCAGGUGAUGGGAUGGUGAGUGAGAAUGAGGAGGAGAAACCCCAUCAGGAAGAUGCUGAGCGAAGAGAAGCACAUGGAAUGUUAUCAGGAAGAUCCAAAGAGAAUGUUUCCAGGAGUUGUGCACUCCCAGAAAAAACAGAAGCCUGUGAGACUCAGGGGAGGCCAGAGGGAAACUUGAGUAGCCUCUCAGACCUUAUAACAAGUGGCAGAAUCAACUUGGAAGAGACACGCUACAGGUGCCAUGAGUGUGGGAAAAGCUUCAAUUGGAGCUCUACCCUUGUCAGACAUCACAGAAUCCACACAGGAGAGACGCCUUAUAUGUGCACUGAGUGUGGGAAAAGCUUCAGUCAGUGCUCACACCUUAUCCGACAUCAGAGAAUCCACACGGGAGAGACACCGUACACGUGCUCUGAGUGUGGGAAAAGCUUCAGUCAGAGCUCAGACCUUAUCACGCAUCAGAGAAUACACACGGGAGAGAAGCCUUACACAUGUGCUGAGUGUGGAAAAAACUUUAGUUGGCGCUCAGACCUUAUCAAACAUCAGAGAAUCCACACGGGAGAGAAGCCCUACACAUGCUCAGAGUGCGAGAAAAGCUUCAGUCGGAGCUCACAUCUUAUCACACAUCAGAGAAUCCACACAGGAGAGAAGCCCUACACAUGUGCUGAGUGUGGAAAAAACUUUAGUUGGCGCUCAGACCUUAUCACACAUCAGAGAAUCCACACGGGAGAGACGCCCUACACAUGCUCAGAGUGCAGGAAAAGCUUCAGUCGGAGCUCACAUCUUAUCACACAUCAGAGAAUCCACACAGGAGAGACGCCCUACACAUGCUCAGAGUGUGGAAAAAACUUUAGUUGGCGCUCAGCCCUUAUCACACAUCAGAGAAUCCACACAGGAGAGAAGCCCUACUCAUGCUCAGAGUGCGGGAAAAGCUUCAGUCAGAGCUCACUCCUUAUCAGACAUCAGAGAAUCCACACGGGAGAGACGCCCUACACAUGCUCAGAGUGCGGGAAAAGCUUCAGUCAGAGCUCACAUCUUAUCAGACAUCAGAGAAUCCACACAGGAGAGACGCCUUACACGUGCACUGAGUGUGGAAAAAGCUUUAGUCAGCGCUCAGACCUUAUCAAACAUCAGAGAAUCCACACGGGAGAGACGCCCUACACAUGCUCAGAGUGUGGGAAAAGCUUCAGUCGGAGCUCACAUCUUAUCACACAUCAGAGAAUCCACACAAGGGAGAUGCCCUACACAUGCUCUGAGUGCGGGCAAAGCUUCAAUCAGCGCUCAAGGCUCAUUAGACAUCAGAAAAUGCACAGAAGAGAGAAUUGUAAUAAAUCCCUUGCCUAGUGUAGGCAAAAACGAAUUUUUUUUUUAAAAAUCACAUUAGCUAAUUCCCACAUAGUGAUUUUUGCAUCGUCUUCACCGUGGUGUCCCAGCUCCACCAGAUAAGAUGCCGCCUUCUGCCUUUUGCAGCUCAGCCUUCUUUGGGAACCAGAACUGGGGAAAGAGAACACUGGAGUGAGUGGAAUUACAGCAGGAAAGGAUAAGUCUCAUGAUUCGUCACUAACCAAAGGCUUUGUAAACAGAGCGAUAAUGUUACUGAAUGGUCUGGCUAACCCUGCAGUUAGAAACAAUCAGCUCUAUGGGUGGUAAAUUGACAGGCUUUGCUGCUGAUCAUGAAAUAGCAGCUGUUGAAAGGUAAUAUGCUUCUAUUUCAAUGCCUCUGGAAGUACAGAAAACAAUGAUCUGUGUUAAAGGCAAGUUGCCAUUUCUCAGUGCCACAAUUUCUAUUGUGUGUGUACAGGAAGGUUUGAAUGUGUAGCAGGUAGUUUGAUAAAGCUUAACUAUUUUAUGUAUGUAACAGACUCCUGGCCACCUCCAGCAGAGGUUUCAGUCACGUACUAUGGCAACUUACUGAAUGUGACGCAAAUUAGUCCAUUCCUCCCCAUAGUCAGUCUCUGAUGGGAAUGUUAGAAUGAGGCAGAGAACUGGGAAAGUAUCGCAAUAGGAAUACAUUAAAAAGUGGGAUUAAUCAGAGCUGGGAUGCAGACGGAGCCUGUUCUACAGCUGGUGAAGUGAUAGGGACACACUCCCACUAGUGCAGGCUCUGAAAUAAUGGCAGAAGCAGAUCGAAGAGAAUGAGCUCACGUGCGAGCUAUGGGCAGCUGCCCUGUCAGUGCACCACUCACCUGGCAGGUGUUACACAAAACGCAGCACUUCCCCUCUGGAAGAGAAACACCUCUCCCCGCUGCCACCACUUCAUUAUACUGUCCAUGAGGCUGUUUGUCCUGCAGGAGUUUGAUCUCUUUGAGUGGUCCAUGGUGAAUCAUAAAAGAGCAGGAGUCAUCCCAAUGGAAAUCUCUUCACUUCUUUCUUAGUGUUACCUUCUUAGCCCUGGCUUUGGAGAUGACAUUAGCCUUAUCCUGUCUUGAUUUUAGGUAGGAUUUUGAUCACCUUCUGGGGCUUGGCAGCUUACAACUUUUGAGGGCUUUUCUCUGCCUUUUUGGUCCCUGCUGCAGUCAGUACAUACUAGACAUGGGCAUGGUGACUUUCCUGAGGAUCUUGACAGCUUUAUCCAGCUUCUUGGGGGCUAUUUUCCUGCUCACAGCCACUGUCAUCUUCUCAUGCCUUGUUCUGGAGGCCCAGCUGCUGGUUGAAUGGGAAGGAGCCAAAGUGCUGGUGACUUUAUCCUGCACCAAGUUGCCUUUGCUCAUCAGACUCCUGAACUCCAACUGGAUGUGGCUCUUGUUCUUCUGCACAGCACAGCCAUGGAGAAGAGGGAUCUGCAAAUGUACAUUCAUAUGAUCCCUUUGUUUAAUGGAUGAAAACAUAAACUCUACACUUAGAGGAUUGGAACUGCUUUCAGCUGAUGGUCAGGUUUGCUAGGUUUUUAUGCAUUUGAACAGUGAAAUGUUGAGUGUUUACAUUCAUUUCAAGCAUCCCUGUAUAGUGGAGCUCCUGAACAUAAUGGAGAAUGGAAAUGAAAAUGUUUUCCCUUUUUUCAAAAAUAAAAAUAAGAAAAUAA